Salvelinus namaycush (lake trout) is the source of this 1168-nucleotide messenger RNA. Its product is annotated as tripartite motif-containing protein 16-like. The transcript is spliced from 5 exons. Gene Ontology annotation, molecular function: protein binding. The record is from RefSeq and is a predicted model, not a curated record. The coding region runs from base 16 to 705 and encodes 229 amino acids. Lineage: Eukaryota; Metazoa; Chordata; Actinopteri; Salmoniformes; Salmonidae.
AGACCAUAGGGUACCAUGCCAUUGCCAAACUACGCUCCAAGCAGUAACGAAAUCAUGCCUGUGCCAAAGAAAGCAGGAAGAAAAUCCCAGGCAGCUCCUGCAGAGGUGCCGCCGGUGUACGAGCCCAAUAUUCAUGAUCCCACCACCAGGGCUGACCUCAUGAAAUACUGGAUCCCCCUCUCCCUGGAUGACAAAACGGCCCAGAAGCUGCUGUGGAUAUCCGAGAGCAACCUCAAGGUGUCGCGUAUGUCAGAGGAGGUGUGUCCAUACCCCAUGAGACCGGAGAGAUAUGAGCAUUCGCCACAGGUGCUGUGUAAGGAGGGUCUGUUGGGGCAGAGAGGGUACUGGGAGGUGGACUAUGGCGGCUGGGUGGUGAUUGGGGCAGUGUACGAGAGCAUGGGCCGGAAGAAUGGGCCAUGUGGGCUGGGGGAGAACGAAAGCUCAUGGGGUGCAGGCUGGGCCGGCUCCUGCUACCACGUCUGGCACAACGGGGAGAACAUGGAGGUCGAGCUCCCUUUGUGCAACACCAUGAGCAUAUACCUGGACCAGCCCGCUGGCAUCAUCAAAUUCUUCAUCGUGGAAGGAGAAGGGGAGGCGGAGAAGGCGGUGCGACUGAUACACAAGUUCAAAACUGACCUCAAAGAGAAGAUUCUGCCUUGUUUCUGGGUUGGCAGUAAAUCCUUCUGUUGGAUCCGGAAGAAAUAGGGACAGUAACAAGAAGGGUGUAGGAAAGGAGAGAUGGAAUAACAGGUCAGGGAUUUUGUAAGAGAGGGAGGUAAAGUGAACGAGAAGAUAUAUGUUUCUAAUAUUUGGAGAACAAGCACUGGUGUCAGAAUGCAGAAUUGAAGCAGAGAAUAAUGGAAUCUUCACAACAUGAAAUUAGUUGUAAUCUGUAAGAUUCACAUCAUGUCUAUGGUUUUAAGUGUUGCUGUUAUCCCUCUGUUGCAUGAGGACAACAUACAUAUGAAUUACUAGGUUAUAUUAUAAUAUUUAGAAUGACAAUUAUAUUGACUAUUUCUAUUUAUUAGUACUGUCAGUAGUUUUUGUUCCAGCACUAGUUUGUUAGUGUUAAAGUAGGGUGUGUAGUUUAAAUUCAUAGCUUGUAUCAUUUUAUAUCUGAUUGAACCAUGGUCAUGUAUGAAUGUGAUGAAUAAAUACAACUGUAUAA